GAAACUAAGGAAAUCGUAAUCUACACAUGUCAUGUCAAAUCUGAAAUCAAAACCAGUGAAAUGUUAGAGCCUACUUUUGUAACACUAUAGCAAAAUUGACAUUGAGGAUAUAAUUUUAUUCAGUACAAAUAGGGUAUUUGCACGGCUUUUGCUGGCCAAACUGGUUUGCAGAGCAACAGCGUCAUUGCCUCUUGACAGAACUAAGCAGAGUAAAUUGUGCAACAGCGGGAUAAUCCUAUCGAGGUGAAUAUGGAUGCUGAUCGAAUUUUGGAGAGCCUUGGAAGGUUUGGACUGUUCCAGAUCCUGUUUUUCCUUUGUGUUUCGUUUAUUUACAUGAGAGGCGCAUGGCCUGUGAUGGUUAUUCUAUUUCUGGGAGGAGACCCCGGUCAUCAUUGUAAGGUGCCUGCAAAUGAGACAGUUGAUGCCAUUAUUCCUUUGGACUCAACUGGAGGCUAUGAAAAGUGUUUGAUGAAAUCUCCAACAACCAAUCACAGCGUGUCAUGUGACCAAGGCUGGACAUACGGAAGUGAAUUUGAGUCAACCGUCUUAUCAGAGUGGGACUUGGUCUGUGAUGACAAUUUCCUGGUGGACCUAUCGUCCACUAUUUACAUGGUGGGAAAUACACUGGGAGCGCUGUGUCUGACUCCGCUAUCAGAUAAAUUCGGCAGGAAGUGGGUCAUUCUAGUGAUGCUCUGGAUACAGGGGGCCAUUGGGAUAGGAGCUGCCUUUUCCAGCAGUUAUGUCAUGUUCACCGUGCUGAGAUUUUUCAUUGCUGUAUUGAACAUGCCUAUUGCCUUGACAACCUACGUCAUGGUGACAGAAAUGUUUCCAGCUUCCAGUCGCUCCUUCCCGUCAGUGGGCAUCAACUGUUCCUGGGGGGUGGGGCUGGUCGUCCUAGCUUUACUGGGUUACUACAUACGCGACUGGAGGACGCUUGAGCUGGUCAUUUCCAUUCCAAACUUUCUCACUAUUGUUUAUGCCUGGUUUUUGCCAGAGUCCAUUCAGUGGCUGAUAGCAAACAAGAAGUAUAACAAGGCAAAAUCAGUCGCCAAGUUUGCUGCCAAAGUGAACAACAAGACCAUUUCUUCCGAUCUUUUGGAGGUCCCGGCACCUGAGCCUGAGGAGACCCCGGGCGUGGGUCAGAGUCAGGAGGGUCUUCUCAGAGUCAAGGAAAGAAAGAAGUUCACUGUCCUUGACCUCUUCAAGACACCGAAUCUGAGACGAUACACCCUAAUUAUGUUUUAUUUGUGGACUGCUGACAGUGUGUGCUACUUUGGAAUUCUUUUUGCCACACCCCAGCUCCAUGGUAACCAGUUCCUGAACCUCGGCAUUAGCGGGAUCGUAGAAAUACCAGCUCUCAUCAUUUGCAUGUUUAUCAUCAACAAGGUUGGGAGGCGAAGACCUGUCAUCUUUUUCCUAUUGCUGUCAGGAAUUUCAAACAUCAUCACUAUUUUCAUUCCCAAGGAAACAGGUUCUGGAACGGACUUGGUAUGGCUGCAGAUAACAAUGGCCAUGAUUGGGAAGUUUGGAAUUACAGGAGCUUAUUCUUUGUCCUAUCUCUACUCCACAGAAAUCUUCCCCACAGUUGUCAGAAACCAUGCACUGGGGCUGUCAUCUUUCUUUGAAAACUUGGGAGGAAUAGCUGCACCCCUAAUAGUAUAUGCAACGAGCACCUCAGAUAACUACAUUCCUCUCGUUGUGUUUGGGGUGAUCAUGGUGGUGGGUGCUAUUCUGGCCUACUUUCUUCCAGAGACGCACAAAAAACCUCUCCCGGAAACGAUCGACGACAUCGAAAAUGUCACCAGAGGGGCAGCCACUCAGACUGAGGACACGUAUCUCUAAUCCGGUCAAGGACAUGUAGAGAAAUGAUUGAAGGUCACAAACAAUGUACCUAAUGUUAUUUACCGGGAUAUUUCCAGUGUGGAUUAUAUUCUGUUUUGUUCAUAUGUUGAAAUCUCAGGCACAUUUCUUGCAUUUUUGGGGGGAAAUCAAAUGACAACAUAUUUGGUUUUUUCUAUGGAAAAAUUCAAAGUUUUGACCUUUUAAAAAUUUUUUUUUUCAUAAUUACAGAAAACAACACUAGAUGAGGAUAUGGAAAAAACAUACAUGUAUAUAUAUUGGGUUUCCACUUUGUUUUGGGAAAAAUUGUUUCCAUAUACAUGAUCUCAGUUCUCGAAUUAUCUCUGUUCAAAAAAGGGAAAUAUACCUAAUACUGUAUGAUUUCAUAUUCUUGUGUUAUAUAACAUUUACUUCAUAGACUUCAUAGUGUAUAGGUUUUUUCUUUUCAUAUACUAGAAAUUCUUGGCGAUUCUACUUAUUCUAAAUAGAUCAAGUGUAGCAGUAACUGAGAUAUAAAAAAAUACAUAUCAAAACUGGUCUACUCACAGUGUCUGUGGUACACACAUACACACUCUCACAAUAGGCACAUAUCAAUAAUUGUCUCCCCUUCCCAGAAGGGGGACAUAUAUUGUCUUAGUGUAAAUUCUUUUUCUCAUACAAAGUUUGUCCGGGCCAUAACUUUUUUGUCUUUGAUAUUUGGUAUACCACGUUUUUAGCGCUAGCUUUUUAGUGUCACGUACCAUUUCUAUGACCCUUGACCUUUUAUGUAAAGAUCAGAUACAUGUAAUUGAAUUUUUGGGGCAUUUUUGUUUGUCCAGACUAUAACUUUUUUUGUCUUUUGACAUAGACCUUUGAUAUUUGGUAUACCAUGGUAAGACAGUGUAUCCCAUAUUUGAUGACCUUUGACAUUGAUCUCUUAUGUAAACUAUGGGAAAUGGAAGGAGAUACAUUACUUUUAGUGUGCUAAAACAUUCUUCCUAGUUCAAGUUUGUAUUGCAACUCUUCAUUUGAGGAGGUAGAAAAAUAUUCAGAAUCCAAGUCUUCACAGCUUACCCCUGUUAUUUUCACUCCAAGAGCAUAGUGUAUUUUAUUGUAUGGACACUUGCCAGUCUGUGUGACAUAUCAUGCAGGGUUUCUCAUGUUAUUUUGUAGGGUUAUUUAUUCAUAUAUAAUAUGUUAACGGUAUGACCGUUGAGAUGAGUGAAGACCCAUAACAUCUUACAACACGACUUGGGGAAAUAUUCUUUUAACGCAGGGAAAAUAUAACGCGGUUGAUGUAAACAGUUCAUUGUGACGUCAUCAUUAGCUGCGAUUGUUUUUCUUUCAAAUCAAGCAAUUAUCCACAACAAAACGUACUAAGGUAUGGGAAAGCUUGUCUGGAAUUUAAAAUCAUUUGUGGUAACUUCCAAACUAUUUAUUUGUUUUAUCUACGGGGUUGUCAAUGAAGUAUUCCGCAGUGACGGCAACAUUUUUCCGGAAGCAUUAUGGGUAGUCCCCAUCAUUUUUCAGCUGAUGAAGAGCAAAUCAUGUGACUCAAUAUUGCGUAAUCAUUGGAGCGAGCUCGUUGCGUUGCUUGCUAUAAAUAUAUUUUUCUGUGCUUAAACAUUUUUAGUGCUAGCUUUUUUGUAUAUGUUUUAUUUAUGUAAAACUUUUUGUUUGUCCAGAGGAAGAGACAACUUGUCCCUAAAAUUUGACAAUCUAAAUGUUAAUUGUGUUGGUUAUUUUAGUGCAUUAUAUAAUGUUUGCCUUUGACCUUGCAUCCACUUUAUGGAUUGGACACUUUUUAGGUAUCAAUUGUUGUUGGAAUUUAGUGCUUUAUAUAUAUAUAUAUAUAUAAAUGUGCUAUUACAAGUACAGAAAUCUCCUUGCUUUUUUUCUCUGAGCACUUAUUAUAUAUAAGACAGCAUAUUUAUCAGGCAUUAUCAAUGAAUAAUUAUUUACUAUUUUUCAUAUAUACAUUUGUGUGAAUUUUUGAUGAAUUGUUUUGUGUCCUUUCUGACACUUUAGCUUCCUUGAUGAAUGGCUUGAUCGUGACCUGUACAAAUUGAGUUUGGAAGAACUAAACAUAUCUGUCUGACCAAUAUUAAAAAUUUUACUGGACCAAAUAUGAUUAUAUGAAGUUCAGCAUUGAACAGUUUUUAAAAUGUUUCCUUUGAAAUUUCAGGGUGGUUUAGGAAAAUGUUUAGGUCACAAAUUGAAAUGGAAUGCGAGGAAUACUUUGUGUAAGAAUGCCAUUAAUAAAGAUCAUGUAAAACUAUAAAUGGAUGAGGUCCAGCCAUUGAUCACUCUUAGGGCCUCCGUGGCCGAGUGGUUAGAGCAUCGUGCUCAAAAUCACACAGCCUCUCACCUCUGUCGGCGCGAGUUCGAAUCCCGCUCACGCCGGUAAGUGAGAAAGUUUCCCAGUUUACUUUCGGAAGGUCGGUGGUCUCUCCCCAGGUACAUUGUAUGUGGGUUCUCUCUUCCACCAAUAAAAAACUGGGCGCCACCAGAUAACUGAGAAAUUGUUGAGUGUGGCGAAAAACAUCAAUCAAUCAAUCAUUAUCUUCUCUUGUCACUUGUUUAUACAUGAUCAACAUUUGAUAGCUGCAUCCCUGUUGACUAAAUUACUUUUUAUUUGAAAUGUGCCCUGUCUCUUAAAUACAUGUAUAUUUUUCUGUAUUUCUUUUUUUUUUUUUCAGAUCUGAAAUAUAUUUUUGUGUUAUUUCUCAAAAGUGGGUUUUCAGAUGAUUACUUGUAGCUGCCAAUAAAAAUUUGGAACAAGUUGUUUAUUACAUUUUUAAAAAUUAACAAAUUUUUCACCCUCCGUAGUGAAUUAGUCUAAUCCCUGAAGUACAGAACAUUAAUGGUUAUUUUUAAACAAGGGAAAAAAGAUUUAAAAUUUUUUAAAUGAGAAAAUUUUUGUUCGUCUCAUGUUUUCACUGUUUAUUGUUUCGAUUGACAAUUAUCAUUUGGAGUGUCCAGUUUGGAAUGUCCGGUUUGGCGUGUCUGGUUUGGAAUGUUAGGUUUAGAGUGUGUCCAGUUUGGAGUGUCCGGUUUUGUUAGUGAGAAUUAGAUCUUAUACUUUUAUUUAGUGUAUGACCUUAAACUUAGUGUGUUGAAUUUUGUUAAAGUAACUUCUAUUUGUUGGGUGCCAUAUUUGUAGAAUUUUAUAGAUCUAUUCCAGUUAGAUUGUUUGGUGUCUUCAUUAUAUAUAAAUGUAUUUUAAGGGAAUACCUUUAUGUUUUAUGUUCACUACUUUUGAUCGGUGCAUACAUUGAGUGUUCAAAUUAAUUAUGGGAAAUUUCUGUGCAUCACAUUUUAUGUUGAUGAAAUUUGCUAUUUAAAUUAUGAACUUACUUGUUUAAUAAUCUGCCAUAUAGAUUAUAAACUUUACUUGUUUAAUAAUCUGUCAUAUAGAUUAUAAACUUUACUUGUUUAAUAAUCUGCCAUAUAGAUUAUAAACUUUACUUGUUUAAUAAUCUGCUUUAUAAAUUAUAAACUUUACUUGUUUAAUAAUCUGCUAUAUAAAUUAUAAACUUUACUUGUUUAAUAAUCUGCUAUAUAAAUUAUAAACUUUACUUGUUUAAUAAUCUGCUAUAUAAAUUAUAAACUUUACUUGUUUGAUAAACCUCGAUAUUUUUGGUUUGUCAUGAAGUUUCAAUUUUAAAUACCCCCCCCCCCCCCCCCCCCAGACAGUGUUCAUAUAAAGGACUCUUCAGUUUUACUGAUAUGGCUCAUAUAAUAUAAGAAUUUUUAGAUUUUCCCAUAACUGUUAAUAUUUUCACAUAUAAGGAUUCUGUUCUUUUGAAAAAAAGUGUGUUGUUACGUUGUAUUGUUAUGCGGUGUGGCUGUAAUUUAACGAGUUUGUCAGGGCUUUGAACAAUGGAAUAAAACUGAUAUAAACAA
Molecule: messenger RNA, 5724 nt
Organism: Ostrea edulis (European flat oyster)
Lineage: Eukaryota; Metazoa; Mollusca; Bivalvia; Ostreida; Ostreidae
Product: solute carrier family 22 member 4-like
Exons: 12
Coding region: 250-1842 (530 amino acids)
Biological process (GO): transmembrane transport
Cellular component (GO): membrane
Molecular function (GO): transmembrane transporter activity
Source: RefSeq, a predicted model, not a curated record